AGGAUGUCCGAAAAGUAGUUGGGCUUUUUAAGAUGGGCUUGACCCAAAUUGAACGCGGUCUUCACGGAGUCGUUCUGUUUUUCCUUGUCCAGUCCAGUUCAAUCCUCCGCUGAAUCUCCAUUUCCGUCUCUGAGGAGCAGUAGUGAGGUAAGUGAGAGAAGAAUCACAUGCAAUGAGCGCCUGCAAAACCCUAGUUCGCUCUUCAAUUUCCUUUUUUCAGUUUCAAACGCGAAGCAGCUACCGGAGAAGUUUUUAUUUUCACAUUUCAUCCAAUUUUUCUUCUUUCCGGCCGCUGCCUCUACUCUCUCUUAAUCCAGUAGCAUUCAGAAUCGAACCGUGUAGAGAUCCUUCAAGACGAUAUGGCAGCACUCAAGGAGCAAUUUCACUGGAAACGUCAGAAGAAAUGGCAGUUCCGCGUGUUGCCGCUGAAAGUCCGGGGGAAAAAUCCAAAGACACAGUAGAGGAGUUACUGUACAACAAAGAUGAUGUCUCAAAGCUGAUGAAAAUGGAACGCAGGCCUGAUACUGAAGGCCUGGGUCAUCAGGAGCGUUGGUUUCCAUAUUUGGAUAAAGUUAAGGCGGGAAGUAUGUAUUUGAGUAGUUCGGAGAUAUUGGAAGCAGUGACCCCGUAUAUAAUGGAUUCGAGGAAAGAGAGGUUUCGCCAUGCUGUAAAGAAUCGGACAUAUUCAGUAUGUCUGGUGGUUGAAGGUUUGAGUGAUUUUGGCAAUGUGUCAGCUACAUUUCGCUCAGCUGAUGCACUGGGCAUUCAAUCAGUCCAUGUUGUAGCUUGUGAUAGUUCAAAAAGGUACAGGGAGAAUCGACAUGUCAGCAUGGGAGCUGAGAAAUGGUUGGAUAUCGAACUAUGGGAUUCUGUUCAUGAGUGCUUCAAAGUUUUGAAAUCACGUGGUUAUCGCAUUGCAACAACACAUCUUGGAAUGGACACGGUUUCUGUGUAUGAUAUGGACUGGUCAUGCCCAACUGCAAUUGUUGUGGGAAAUGAACUUAGGGGAAUAAGUGACGAGGCUCUUGGAUCAUCAGACUUGCACUGCAGUAUUCCAAUGAAAGGCAUGGUAGACUCAUUCAAUGUUUCUGUUGCUGCUGGCCUUCUUAUGCACCAUGCCGUCUGUGACAGAACUUCUCGCUUGGGAUGCCAUGGGGAUCUAACUAGUGAGGAAAGUCGAAUCUUGCUAGCAGAGUUUUCUUUGCGCCACAACGAUAAUGCAAUUAGAAUUGCUCAAGAAUAUGCAGAAAGAAAGAUAGCUGAGCUUAAAUCAAAGCUUUGAGUAAGUGGUCAAACUAGUUUUAGAAGGAAGAUGUGCCUAUUUGCACAAAGCGCCAGGUCCUCCAUGUAUAUGGCUAUAUGCCCAGACAUUUCAACAACUGAGCAGCUGAGCGUUUGCGUUUUGUUCUGGUGCAGCUUAUGUAUAGUAAAAUUUUACUCCUGUUUUUUUUUUUUUACAUUGAACAGCCAUAUUUAAGUAUCAACGGUUUAUUUUAUUUGUUAAUUUCAUAGACAAUAACUCACAAAAAUGUUGAGGAUUCUGCUGGAAGUUUACCUGAUUUAGUUGUCUUUCCUACUCUUUUAGAUUUGCGCUCUCAUGUUUAGGGGUUAAUGUAUUUGAACUAUAUCACCGUUUUUGAAAGACUUAAAUAACAUAUUUGUCUAAAA
Messenger RNA from Solanum tuberosum (potato), 1668 nucleotides. RefSeq names its product tRNA (guanosine(18)-2'-O)-methyltransferase. Gene Ontology annotation, molecular function: RNA binding; RNA methyltransferase activity. The transcript is spliced from 7 exons. The coding region runs from base 173 to 1282 and encodes 369 amino acids. The record is from RefSeq and is a predicted model, not a curated record. Gene Ontology annotation, biological process: tRNA guanine ribose methylation. Lineage: Eukaryota; Viridiplantae; Streptophyta; Magnoliopsida; Solanales; Solanaceae.